AUGGCGAUAUGGCCCUUCAAUCGCAAGAGCAAGCGGCACACCAUCCAAGUGACCGGUGCCGAAGCGGCUGAUCUUCACUCGUUUGCUGAAACCGCCGUUGAGCCCACCUUGGGUCGCAAAAAGUCCAAACGCCCGAACAACCACACGUCACGGGCGGAGACUGCAGACUGCCGGCGCAGUUUGGCCCUCGUGCGUUCAAAUCGACCUAUCUUAUCUCUUGACCGCCCUACUUCUGCCGACCAUCCACGGGACCCUCCGCCGCGUGACCAUCUACUCUCAAGAACAGGUUCGCUGCUGAGGCGGAAACCAAGCCAAAAUGCACAUGUCCCGAAUAAACUACGACGAAAGCUGAGCAAGCGCAAAGCAAACGAGAUCAUGCGGGAGCGUGAGAUUCGAAUGCUGUCGUCCACCCCAAUCGAUAUCCCCAAUGAUAAUGUGCUGGAAAAUCGCCGCCGAAAAGCAAAUGGUCGACGUGCCGACCGGUACCUGUCUGAUAUAAGUCUCUCCAUCCGUAACUCCGCCACUUCCUCCACGUCGGACAUCUCUGACCCUUACACCUACAAGGUCAAUGCUUUUGCUGUCUUGACCCCACGCCCUGUCGUUCAUUAUGUCGAAGCCCCUCGCCUGCAGACUGCUAGAAGCGGCAACCCACCAUCGUCUAGUCGACAGGAGAGAGAGAGGCUUCAAGCCUUGACCACGUCUGAGGAAGAUUUCUACUAUUCCAAACGACGAGUGAAUGAACUCGCUGAUUCAUUAGAUGCCGGGGCUUUGAGAGAGCUGCUGGAUCGGGAUCGUCGCCGCCGGGAAAAGAAGCAGGUUGACGAUCAGGAAAGGCUGCGGCGGAAGCUGCAGGAGAGGGCUGAUGCUCAGCAGGCGGAAGAACAAAAAUUCCAGGCCGCCACUCAUGUCGAAUCCGAACCCGGACCUCAAAUUACUCAACCGGAGCCAUCCAUCGCCGAAGUCUCUGAACCCGAGGAUGUUGUCCUGAAUGAAGAGACCAUUGCCCCUCUAGUUGAUGAACCGACAGCUGUCGCACCGAGGAAAGAAUCGUGGUUGCUGCAAGCUUUCAAGGGCAGCGAGAACCCUGGCCGCGAAUCGCGGGAAAGUUCUCGUGUAGUAGGAAACGUCGAUGAUGGCUCCAUUCGUGAGCGGAGAUUGGUUCAACGUCCCAGCUUCGCCCCGUCAAACGAUAUUAGCAUGUCCCGGACCACCCUUUCCCCGUCUCAUUCGUCACUUCGCCAUGGCAUCAAUAGCCCAGCCCAGUCACAAAUUGGUGGGCCCAGCUCCACAUCGGACAUUUCUAGAGGAGUUGACUCGGAAAGUCGACUUUCCGACACCAGCGGACGUCGGGGAAACACUAUCACGUCCCUGUUCAGGCGUGGUUCUUCCCGUCUUAAGCGAACGUACAAAGAGCGAUUCCACGACAAUGUUCUUGAAUUUUCCAACGCCUCGCACGAAUCUUUCUACAAAAUUCAGACCCAAACAUCGCCUCCGCCCUCGAUUGCCCACCCAAGGAUUCUAAUGCCCACUGGAACCGUCAAGCGCUCUCAAUCAAAGUUCACUGAACACUUUGGCGACGAACCUCUUUCACUUCCUGACUCCCGUCUUCAGUCGCCAGAUAUCCCGGAGGAAGUUCUCGAGUCCUCUCUCGAGAGGGAUGAGACUUUCUUGCGUGAACCAACGCCUAGCCCCUGUGUGGAUAUCAAAAACCCAAAUCGAAGCUAUCAUCGAUCGUUGGCUUCUGAAGGUGUAGACACUGAAGCCGAUAACGUGCCGCUUUCCCAGUCUCUGGCUUCAAUUGAUUCCGAGGGAUCUUGGAUGUCAGGCCAGUUUUUCCGUCGGAUGUCACAAAAGCCCUGCAGUCCUGCAGGAUCGAAUUUGAAAUUCUUUGGCCAGGACUCGGUGGAGGCUCCGGCGGAUGCUUCCGAAGAUGUUGAAUCAAUGGAUGAGCCCCGCCGUCUUAGUAGCAAUAUCCUUGAACCAGAUCUCGAUCCGGAAGUCGUAGACGGCUCGGACAGCUACCCCACUGAGAGAUGGCACAACGAGGUCGGCCGCCGCGCUGUUGUGGUGAACCCGGCGUUCCGUCCCAUAUCCACACAAGGAAUGCUCAGAGGAUUCCCCUCGUUGACCCCCAUCUCCGCGGAAGAAGAUUACAUUCUGGAGGAGACCACCCCUUCCGAACUGCAGCGAAUCCCCAGCGCGAGAGCCAAGAUUGGUUAUGCCCAGUAG
Messenger RNA from Penicillium digitatum Pd1, 2229 nucleotides. NCBI's taxonomy places the organism in Eukaryota, Fungi, Ascomycota, Eurotiomycetes, Eurotiales, Aspergillaceae. The record is from RefSeq and is a predicted model, not a curated record.